Molecule: messenger RNA, 420 nt
Organism: Porites lobata
Lineage: Eukaryota; Metazoa; Cnidaria; Anthozoa; Scleractinia; Poritidae
Source: the annotation of a GenBank genome assembly
AUGAACCUUGAAGCAGCAACAACAAAAGCAGGAGAGCAGAUAGUAACCAGAAAGUACAAUCAGCGAACAAAUGAUUGGGACGUGAAAAUUAUCACAGUCAAGAAAAAGUUUGAGUACAUUCCAGUGAUGAUGGUGAAGAUUUUUAACAUGAGAAAAGAAGAUACUGAUAGUGUUACGAGGCGGCUGUCUUUGAAUGAAAGCGACCCUGCUUUGCUGGCUCUCACCAUCGCUGAAAAACAGGCACCCCCUUCAAAGGAACUUUUUAUGGCACGUAAGAGCAGAUUUCAAUCUGGUACUGAAGAUCAUUCAGAGAAUUCCUCAAGUAGUAAUAAAAAUUCAAAGAGGACAGACAGAAAAUUGUUGUUGCUCAAAAUAUCUAAAACUAAGUUGGAACUUUUCAUCAGUAGGAUAUUGCCCUAA